AUGUUUUUUACUCGUUUUACGUGUAAAACGUUCGAUCGAGGGCCUAAAGUAAUACCAGAAGAAGGACCUUAUAAAGCUUUCGUUGGCAAUUUGCCGUAUGAUUGUAUAAGAGAAGUUAGAAUGAUGCGAGAUCAUGAAUCAGAUCGCUUUAAAGGCUUUGCUUAUGUUGAAUUUGGCACAAAAUCAGAUCUACAAACCGCACUUGAAUUGAAUGGAACGCUUUAUGGUGGGCAAGCAUUACGCGUCGAUAUAGCUGAUGCACCACGCAGUCGAGAUGGUCGUGGUAGUCGAGUUGGUCCGAGGGGUUCUAGAGGUGCAUACAAUCGUGGAAGUUCGGGAGGAGAAUCAUUCAGAAGUGGGCGCGGCAAUUUUGAUAAUGAUUCCUAUCGUGGCGGUAACAGAGGAAAUUUCAUAAGAGGAAGGCGAGCUUUUAGAGGUCGUCGAAGCAACGCCGAUUCAGAAUUUAUUGCUCAUCCUAAUGAUCCCACGCGUCCAAGGCUGAAUUUGCAGCCGCCAAUAACAGAUCCGGAAGAAUUAGAAAGGCGUAGAAAAAAAGAUGAAGAGGAAACGAAACGGCGGCAGGCCCACAUUUUUGGUCUGAAAGAAUAG
Molecule: messenger RNA, 609 nt
Organism: Dracunculus medinensis (Guinea worm)
Lineage: Eukaryota; Metazoa; Nematoda; Chromadorea; Rhabditida; Dracunculidae
Source: the annotation of a GenBank genome assembly